Messenger RNA from Staurois parvus, 1098 nucleotides. The record is from the annotation of a GenBank genome assembly. NCBI's taxonomy places the organism in Eukaryota, Metazoa, Chordata, Amphibia, Anura, Ranidae.
CUGCUGCUGGAGAAAGGAGCCACUGUAGAUGCUGGAGAUAAGAGAGGAAGAACCACACUUCACAGAGCUUCUGUAACCGGUUGUGAAGACUGUGUGGGUGCUCUGCUGGACCAUGAUGCCUUUGUGCUGUGUCGGGACUACAAGGGACGCACUCCUAUUCACUUUGCUGCAGCUUGUGGCCAUGCAACACUGGUGCAUGUGUACUUGCAGGCUGCACUCUCUACAGACCCACUGGAUGCAGUGGUGGAUUACAACGGAUACACUCCCAUGCACUGGGCUGCUUACAAUGGGCACGAAGAUUGUUUGGAAUUGUUACUUGAACACAACCCAUUUGCUUACCUCGAAGGAAACCCUUUCACCCCUUUGCACUGUGCAGUAAUAAACAGCCAAGACGGUACGGCUGAGAUACUUAUAGAAGCUAUGGGUGCCAAGAUUGUUAAUAGCAGAGAUGCCAAAGGGAGGACUCCUCUUCAUGCUGCAGCUUUUGCUGACAACGUGAAUGGUUUACAGCUGCUGCUACGACACCAGGCUGAAGCUAAUGCCGCUGACCAGUCAGGUCGGACACCUCUAAUGAUGGCAGCAGAAAAUGGAAGAACUGCAGCAGCGGAGUUCCUGUUGUUUCACAUGAAGGCUGAUUUAACUGUGAUGGAUAUAAACAAGAACACUGCUCUUCACCUAGCCUGCAGCAAGGGUCAUGAGAAGUGUGCCUUGCUGCUUCUAGGGGAGACCCAGGACCUUGGCCUUAUCAAUGCAACAAACAGCAUGCUGCAAAUGCCGCUCCACAUUGCUGCUCGAAAUGGGCUUGCAUCUGUUGUCCAAGCUUUGCUUACAAGAGGAGCUACUGUUUUGGCUGUGGAUGAGGAAGGUCACACCCCAGCCUUGGCCUGUGCUCCCAACAAAGACGUAGCGGAUUGCUUGGCACUUAUCCUAUCCACCAUGAAGCCUUUCCCACCAAAAGAUGCCAUCCUCCCCUUCAGCUUCAACCUCCUGAAGAACUGCGGCAUCGCUGCCAAGACUGCCAUCCCCAAUGGUGGCAGUUGCCCCUACACAAAGGAUCGGCACAGUUCCAUUGCCAUGGAUGGCUGCUACACGGAGUAG